GGGUUUUAGUCUCCUUCAGUUUCCUCCAUUAUAUAUCCAUCAUAAAACCACAGUUUCUAUCUCAAGGUUACAAAAAACGAUACACAACACGCAUCAACUGAAAAUAUAUUUCCUUCGGUCCUUGAUGUAUAUUAGUACAUGAUAUAUAUUACCCCGAAAGAAAACAAGUCAAGCAAUCCUCCAAGGCAAGAUUUAGUUUUGAUGGAGGAAACCCCGCAUCGAGUUUCACGUAGAACCAAUGGCGGGACCCACUGUCAAAACGACGCCGAAGAUGUAGAAAGCCGUCGACAACAACGUCACCAUUUUCACGGUGACGACAUCAAAUGCUCCGGCAAGAGAUGCCGGUCGACGUGGGCGGCUGCGGCUAUUGCUGAUUGCGUAGCGCUUUGUUGCUGUCCAUGUGCGAUCAUAAACUUUCUCACUCUCACUUUCGUCAAAGUCCCGUGGAUGAUCGGACGGCGAUGUCUCGGCGGCGGCGGCAAGAAUAAGAAGAAGAAAAAGAAGAAGAAGCGGAGGCUGAAUACGACGAGACAAGGGAUGAGCUGCAGGGAACUCAACGGUGAAGGAGAUGUGUUUGAGACGGCGGAUGGAGAUGAGAAAUGCGGUGGUAUAGGAGUAGGAUGUUGUGGCGGGGGAGGAGGUUAUGAUGAUCACCGGUUUGUGGUGGAGAGAGAUGGGAGUUUAACGAAGGAGGAGGGGGAUGAUGGUGAGUCGAGAAUAAGUGCAAGAGUUGAAGCAGAGAGAGUGUGGUUAGAGUUGUAUCAGAUUGGUCAUCUUGGAUUUGGUAGAGUCUCCUUCACUGGAAUUCAAUGAUUUAAUCACUACUACUUUUGUAGGAAUCUUUUUAGUUCAUAUUUAGAAAUUUCCGAGGAUAUAUAUAUAGUGUGCUUUUUUUUUUUCUUUUUCUAGUCUAUUAUGUGUUCAUAUGGAGCAAAAUCUCAU
Eruca vesicaria subsp. sativa (arugula) is the source of this 942-nucleotide messenger RNA. NCBI's taxonomy places the organism in Eukaryota, Viridiplantae, Streptophyta, Magnoliopsida, Brassicales, Brassicaceae. The record is from the annotation of a GenBank genome assembly.